AUGAGCCUAUUGUCUAGAAAGGCCAUUUGCAACACUCACGGACAAGAUUCAUCGUACUUCCUAGGGUGGCAAGAAUACGAGAAGAACCCCUUCGAUGAGGUUCAGAAUCCAAAUGGGAUAAUUCAGAUGGGUCUCGCAGAGAAUCAGCUGUCCUUCGAUCUUCUUGAAUCGUGGCUUGCUAACAACCCGGACGUAGCUGGAUUCAAGAGAGAUGGAAACUCCAUAUUCAGAGAGCUUGCUCUCUUCCAAGAUUAUCAUGGCCUCCCCUCUUUCAAGAAGGCAUUGGUAGAAUUCAUGGCAGAAAUCAGAGGCAACAGAGUGACCUUUGACCCCAGCCGCAUAGUUCUCACCGCCGGCGCAACUUCAGCUAACGAGACACUCAUGUUUUGCUUGGCUGAAGCUGGCGAAGCCUUUCUCCUUCCAACUCCAUAUUAUCCUGGAUUUGAUAGAGAUCUCAAGUGGCGAACCGGAGCUGAGAUUGUACCGAUACACUGCACUAGCUCCAAUGGCUUCCGGAUUACUGCAUCAGCUCUCGAAGAAGCCUACCAAGAAGCAGAAAAACGUAAUCUAAGAGUCAAAGGCGUUUUGGUCACGAAUCCAUCAAAUCCAUUGGGAACAACCAUGACUCGAAGUGAACUGAAUCUCCUCAUCAAAUUCAUUACCGCCAAAAACAUCCAUCUUAUUAGCGACGAAAUUUAUUCCGGGACUGUUUUUAACUCCCCAGGCUUUGUAAGCGUCAUGGAAGUUCUAAAGGACGGAGACUAUGACAAAACCGAAGUCUGGAAUCGAGUUCACAUUGUUUACAGUCUUUCGAAGGACCUAGGCCUGCCUGGUUUUCGCGUUGGAGCAAUCUACUCCAACGACGACAUGGUCGUUGCCGCGGCAACCAAAAUGUCCAGCUUUGGCCUGGUUUCUUCCCAAACACAAUACCUUCUUUCCGCAUUGCUUUCGGACAAGAAAUUCACGAAAAACUACAUCUCCGAGAACCAAAAAAGGCUUAGAAAACGACAGAGAAUGCUCGUCAUGGGUCUUGGAAAAGCCGGUAUUAGCUGGCUUGAGAGCAAUAAUGCAGGUCUAUUUUGUUGGGUAGACAUGAGACACCUGUUGCACUCCAACACAUUCGAAGAAGAAAUGGAGCUUUGGAAGAAAAUUGUUUACGAUGUCGGGUUAAACAUCUCUCCGGGAUCGUCCUGCCACUGCACCGAACCUGGUUGGUUCCGUGUCUGCUUCGCCAACAUGUCCGAAGCGACUUUGAACCUCGCCAUGCAACGAUUGAAGAACUUUGUAGUAGAAUACUCCACCGCCAACGGCCACAAAAGAUUACACCAUUCUCCCAAGAACUCGAAAAAAAAGUCACUCACCCAGUGGGUUUUCCGGCUAUCGUCUCGUGACCGUGACCGCGAGUCCGAUCGAUGAACAAUAGUCUGGUGUGAAGAUCAGUAUUAAUUUACUGUCCCUUCGA
Juglans regia (Persian walnut) is the source of this 1462-nucleotide messenger RNA. RefSeq names its product 1-aminocyclopropane-1-carboxylate synthase 3-like. Gene Ontology annotation, biological process: biosynthetic process; amino acid metabolic process. The record is from RefSeq and is a predicted model, not a curated record. Bases 1 to 1416 code for a protein of 471 amino acids. Gene Ontology annotation, molecular function: 1-aminocyclopropane-1-carboxylate synthase activity; pyridoxal phosphate binding; transaminase activity. Lineage: Eukaryota; Viridiplantae; Streptophyta; Magnoliopsida; Fagales; Juglandaceae. The transcript is spliced from 4 exons.